GUUAUUUUUAUUUCUAUAUUCAUCUUUAAAUAGAUAAAAACAUUUAAAUUUUAUUUCAUUUUGUUUAAUACACCACUUAUCAUAGAUAAAGUACGCCCAUCAAAUGGCAAUUUGCAUUUGCUUUGUUCUGAACUAAGGCGGUAACAAUGUCCGACGGUGCAACUGAAAACCGUCAGCCGCCGGACUCGGCAGCCGAGGACGAGCUACCAUCCGACGCUACCAGCAUCGUGGAUGACAAUGCUGGCGAUAGCAAUAGCUCCGCCUCAACUAAUUCUCCCAUUGGCGAAGCCCUAACCGCCUUGCUCUCCUCCGUGAUCAGGGAAUUCGACGGCCGAGCUGACGCCACUUCCCGCAGUCAAGAUCAACUCUCCUUCGCCCUCGAUCGUCUCACCGGAGAACUUGACAAGCUGCUGGAGGAUGUACCAUUGCCUUUCAUCAUGCAACAUGCUGCUAGGAUUUCUAGUGUUAGAAAGAGAGUCGCGUCUUUAAAUUCAGUUUUGAGGUCUAUACAACGGCGUGUAGAUAAUAUCGACCGGAUGAUUGUUCCUGUGGGUUUAUUGCAUGAAAAAAAUAUCAAAGAUGAUGGGGGACAAAAUUGAGACGUGUCAGUCAUUGAAGAGAAACUGUAAUAUAAUCAAGGACAUACACUUACCCAACCCAAUGCAUAUGCUUCAGUCGACUUCGGGUGAAGGAACAGUUACUAUUUUCCUUUCACUGAGAUCAUUUCAUUUCUCGUGUCAGGUUUUUACAGCAUGUCGCUUACUUGUGCUUGUGCUCUUGCUUUUGCUAGAGUUGCUAAUGUGGCCAUGGACAAAGGAGAGUGAAUAAUUAUGAAGCUGGCUUGCUGCUGCACAAGUAAUGCCCAACUUCCAACAUGAUAAUAAUGCUGCAUCAUUCUUGUUUGAUUGAACUUGUUACAUACCACUAAAAGUAAUUAAAACGCAUCCAACAUGAUAAUAGUCCUGCAUGAUUCUAGUUUUUUUAUCCCGUGUUUGACAGGAAACUUGACAUAUACUGCUAAACCUUUUUUUAUACUCCCUCUGUUUCAUAAAAUGAUUCUUAUUUU
This is a messenger RNA of Cuscuta campestris, 1066 nucleotides long. The record is from the annotation of a GenBank genome assembly. Lineage: Eukaryota; Viridiplantae; Streptophyta; Magnoliopsida; Solanales; Convolvulaceae.